UGAGUUCUUUAGUCUGUUUCCUCUUGGCUGACUUGCAGACCGAGCCAUGUCGGGCCGCGGCAAGCAGGGCGGGAAGGCGCGCGCCAAGGCCAAGUCGCGCUCGUCGCGGGCCGGGCUGCAGUUCCCCGUGGGCCGCGUGCACCGGCUGCUGCGCAAGGGCAACUACGCGGAGCGGGUGGGCGCCGGCGCCCCGGUGUACCUGGCGGCCGUGCUGGAGUACCUGACGGCCGAGAUCCUGGAGCUGGCGGGCAACGCGGCCCGCGACAACAAGAAGACGCGCAUCAUCCCGCGCCACCUGCAGCUGGCCAUCCGCAACGACGAGGAGCUCAACAAGCUGCUGGGCAAGGUCACCAUCGCGCAGGGCGGGGUGCUGCCCAACAUCCAGGCUGUGCUGCUGCCCAAGAAGACCGACAGCCACAAGGCCAAGGCCAAGUGAAGCGCUAAAAGCAAACAACCCAAAGGCUCUUUUCAGAGCCACCCACGCUUUCCCAAAAAGAGCAGGAACACGUCAGUGUAAAUGCCAGCUUUGCUGUUUCUUUGGAAACUGACUAUAACCAGAAUCGUAUUUAUAGAGAUUACUAAGCGGCAAGUUCCCAUUUUUAAUAACAUGAGUCUGUUCUGCUUGGAAGCUACUAUUAAGUUCUCUAAAUAUCAACAAAAUAAAGACACUGAUGAAGUGCACUCAGCCC
Messenger RNA from Coturnix japonica (Japanese quail), 689 nucleotides. Its product is annotated as histone H2A-IV. NCBI's taxonomy places the organism in Eukaryota, Metazoa, Chordata, Aves, Galliformes, Phasianidae. Gene Ontology annotation, molecular function: structural constituent of chromatin; protein heterodimerization activity; DNA binding. Gene Ontology annotation, cellular component: nucleosome. The record is from RefSeq and is a predicted model, not a curated record.